Messenger RNA from Drosophila mauritiana, 468 nucleotides. RefSeq names its product DExH-box ATP-dependent RNA helicase DExH3-like. The record is from RefSeq and is a predicted model, not a curated record. Gene Ontology annotation, molecular function: ATP binding; RNA binding. Gene Ontology annotation, cellular component: intracellular anatomical structure. NCBI's taxonomy places the organism in Eukaryota, Metazoa, Arthropoda, Insecta, Diptera, Drosophilidae. The transcript is spliced from 3 exons. Bases 1 to 468 code for a protein of 155 amino acids.
AUGUACAUAAAUAUAGUUCGAGCCUGCCCAUCUACAACCAGCGAGUACAGCGAGUACAUCCUUGAGUGGGCCGCAGAGCAUCGAUCUCCAGUCAAGAUCGUGGUAAGUCAGCCUCGACGCUUAGCAGCUAUCAGUGUCUCGGAGCGCAUUUCCAAGGAGCGCGGAGAGGCGCCUGGCACCACAGUGGGCUAUCAGAUUCGCAUGAAUAGACAAUGCAGCAGCAAUACGGUUCUAAUGCUGACCACCAGUGGUUGCCUUUUGAGGGCUCUCGCCAUGGAUAAGGAGUCUUUCUUCAAAAACACCACCCACUUAAUCAUUGACGAAGCCCACGAGCGUGAUUUGGACACAGACUUCCUGCUGCUGGCCACCAAGCUGGAGCUGCAAAAGAAUCCGCACCUCCGCCUCGUGCUUAUGUCGGCCACUAUGGAUCUUGAAGCAUUGUCCAACUAUUUUGGUGGGGCACCGUGA